CAUCAAAUACAUACACUACUUCAUCCAUAGCCUUUUCAUUGUGUACCUCCAACCCUAACCCAGAGCUUCUUCAUCGUGCCUCCAACCCUAAUACCAGAGAUUCAUCGCGCCUCCAACACUUCCGUCAAGCUUGGCUACCGUCAUGUUCAUCUUCAUCAUCUCCUCCUCGUGACCCAGACCCAGAAAGCCCUAAGCCAUCUUAGACCGUUCCAUCGUCGCUGUCUUAGUCUGUUCCAUCGCCGCCUUUGAACCCUAAGCACCAACUCGGGUUCUUCUCCUCCUCUACUCUCUCACACUCCCUCCGAUUACACAACAUACCAACCUAGAUCUAUUCUUAUUUUGCGUUUUAUUCUGUCGCUCACUGGAAAUUCGUUCGGCACCUAUUCAUCGUCUUCCAGUGAAGAAGAGAUUGCUCUUUUUUCUUAUCAACAAGGAUGUCUGGGUACUGAGAUUUGUGAACCAGAUUUAUACAACAUUCAGUUCUUACUUCUGAGCUUGAUUAAGCCCAAUUGCAUCCCAGCCUGUUGGUGCACAGCUUCCAAUGGUCUAUCCAGUGGGGAAACAGAAUAAGCAUGCCUUGGUCCAAACACAUAAUAUGCCAAAUCCACCUGGACAUCCAGUGAGGUUGUAGGAUUCUGCUUCUAGUCAGCCUCAAUCUCCAUGGCCAAGGAUGACUUCAACUGAUAUUCAAAAGUAUACAAAAGUAUUUGUUGCAGUAGAUACAGAUAGGGAUAGGAAAAUCACUGGGGAACAAGCCCGGAACUUGUUCCUUAGCUGGAGAUUACCAUGGGUGGCUAGCGUAUUCCCUGAUCAUGAGUUCUACAUAUGAUUAUAUUUUCUAGAGGUUUUAAAGCAGGUAUGGGACUUAUCUUAACAAAAUAAUGAUAGCAUGCUUUCUCUCAUGGAGUUUUGUAUUGCACUGUACCUAAUGGAACAACACACCGAAGGACGUGCUCUUCUAGGAGUAUUUCCAAGUAACAUUCUCCUUGCUUUACUACCUUCUGGCCUACCUGCCACUCAGUACAGUUCUGUAACUUGGGGAAAUCCAUCAGGUUUUCAACAAGAGGAAGAGAUGAGUGACCCUGGUGCUCAACGAGUGAACCCAACUACAGGCCAGCCACCAAGGCCAGCUUCUGUUUUUCUAUCUGAUGAAGGACUUCAAAAACAGCAAAAGUCCCACGUUCCAGUGUUGGAGAAGCACGUCAUUAAUCAGUUGAGAUCUGAUGAGCAAAAUUCAAUUAAUUCGAAGUUUCAAGAAGCCUCAGAAGUUGAUAAGAAGACUCAUGCUGAUUGUAUCCAAUCAGACCUUGAUGAACUGGUAAAAUCUCUAAACAACCAGUGUAAGAAGUAUGGAUUACGUGCAAAGUCAACAACACUUGUGGAACUAUGGUAGUUAGUUGAUACAGUGAAGAAGGUCCUGUUGUGGCAACUGAGCAAGUAGCUCCUGCCAUCGGCGAGCCAAUGGAUAUCAUGACUGCCUUACAGCUAACACUUAGGAAGUCACUUGCUUAUGGUGGUCUUGCACGAGGCCUUUAUGAGGGUGCCAAGGUGAUCGAGAAGUGCACUGCUCAGCUCAUUGUUCUUGCCGAGGAUUGUGACCAACCUGACUAUGUUAAACUCGUCAAGGCCCUUUGUACUGAGCAUUUGUGAUUUGAGUCUUUCAUGCUGAGGAUUGUGAGUUUUUUCCUAUAAACCGCGAAAUUCAACAAUAUUAUGUUUGGAUUAUUGAUAUUUAUUUUUUAAUUUUUUUAUUUUCUACACAAAAAAUGAUAAAGAGAUAGAAUAAGUUAAUAACUUUUAAUAAGUUUUAUAUGUAUUGAUAUUUUUUAUCCCAAAUUUUAUAAGUACUUUGGUUAUAAGAGA
This is a messenger RNA of Arachis duranensis, 1863 nucleotides long. RefSeq lists its product as uncharacterized. NCBI's taxonomy places the organism in Eukaryota, Viridiplantae, Streptophyta, Magnoliopsida, Fabales, Fabaceae. Bases 890 to 1393 code for a protein of 167 amino acids. The record is from RefSeq and is a predicted model, not a curated record. Gene Ontology annotation, biological process: endocytosis; endosomal transport. The transcript is spliced from 7 exons. Gene Ontology annotation, cellular component: cytoplasm; plasma membrane; nucleus.